Messenger RNA from Lachancea mirantina, 567 nucleotides. NCBI's taxonomy places the organism in Eukaryota, Fungi, Ascomycota, Saccharomycetes, Saccharomycetales, Saccharomycetaceae. The record is from the annotation of a GenBank genome assembly.
AUGUGGGACGUUUUUGGAUGGUUCAGAGACAUUUUGUCGUCACUAGGAUUGUGGAAUAAGCAUGGGAAAUUGCUGUUUUUAGGUCUAGACAAUGCAGGAAAAACUACUCUCCUACACAUGUUAAAGAAUGACAGACUGGCCACUUUGCAACCCACAUGGCAUCCUACUUCAGAAGAGCUUGCAAUUGGCAACAUAAAAUUCACAACUUUUGACUUGGGUGGUCAUAUUCAAGCCCGCCGUUUGUGGAAAGACUAUUUCCCCGAAGUCAAUGGUAUUGUUUUCCUUGUAGACGCGGCUGACCCCGAAAGAUUCAACGAGGCUCGUGUCGAAUUAGAUGCUCUUUUCAACAUCGCCGAACUUAAAGAUGUGCCAUUCGUUAUUCUCGGCAACAAGAUCGAUUCACCAAACGCUGUUUCCGAGACAGAGCUGAGAUCAGCUCUUGGAUUGCUUAACACCACAGGUGGAGCUAGAAUUGAGGGCCAAAGGCCAGUAGAGGUUUUCAUGUGCUCUGUUGUCAUGAAGAAUGGUUAUCUGGAAGCCUUUCAAUGGCUUUCUCAAUACAUUUGA